Messenger RNA from Trichomonas vaginalis G3, 258 nucleotides. RefSeq lists its product as uncharacterized. Lineage: Eukaryota; Parabasalia; Trichomonadida; Trichomonadidae. The coding region runs from base 1 to 258 and encodes 85 amino acids. The record is from RefSeq and is a predicted model, not a curated record. The transcript has a single exon.
AUGGAGAAUCCUUGGUUAUCUGUCGAUAUUGAUGAAAGUUCUGAAGAGUCAUCCGAUUCAUAUUACGGUGUAUUCACAAGAUCUCCACUAGAAAUCGCAAGAUCAUUACCAAGACCAGUUAAUCCAGGAUGCCAUCAGACUUUCUCCAUGAAGCGCAUUGCCCAAUUUGAAGAAUCAGAUAGUUCAUUCAAUGAAUCACCAGCAUCUUCAAAUUUUUCUCCAUUUAGAUUUACAGAAUCAUGCGUUUCUGUAUUUUAA